This is a messenger RNA of Ruditapes philippinarum (Manila clam), 4111 nucleotides long. Its product is annotated as N,N'-diacetylchitobiase-like. The coding region runs from base 110 to 3694 and encodes 1194 amino acids. Lineage: Eukaryota; Metazoa; Mollusca; Bivalvia; Venerida; Veneridae. Gene Ontology annotation, biological process: glycosaminoglycan metabolic process; carbohydrate metabolic process; ganglioside catabolic process. Gene Ontology annotation, molecular function: beta-N-acetylhexosaminidase activity; polysaccharide binding. Gene Ontology annotation, cellular component: membrane. The transcript has 12 exons. The record is from RefSeq and is a predicted model, not a curated record.
CGUACCGCGUGACGUGAGAGCAUGACUGAUCAGGUCACGGCACAAUAAGUAUAUAUGUAUCUCUUGUGAAACAUUAACUCAUGAUCUCAGUUUUGUUUGUGCCCCAAGGAUGAUGGCGCACUUAAGCACAGCUUGGCUGUUUACUUGUUUAUUUACAGUGGUUGUAAUUAUUCCAACUGCUCUCAGCAGACCUUCAACACAGAUCGACAUAGAUAACAUACAGAAUAAUUUAGAUAUUCAAGUGUUUUUGGAAACAAACCAUUUGUCCACAGGCCAUUACAAAAUUGCCUAUAUAUUGAAAAAUAAAGGUCAAAGAACAAUUCUUGAUACCGAUGACUGGGAAAUUAUAUUUUCAUUGCAUAAUAGAGACCUAUUAGCAAAGCCGAAAUUUGAAGUUGCCGGCUUUGCAAUUGAACCGUAUGAAGACAAUCUGUAUAAGAUGGCCCCCGUGCCAAAUGGCCGAUGGAGUGGACUCAGGUCAAGGCCUUUCAAAAUUACAGUAAAUGCCACAGGUUUAUCAGUGUUUAAACAGGAUAUGUUCCCCAAGUUUAUUGUCAGAUCGCCCAACACUAUUCCACGCACGAUUAAUUCAACAGACGACGAGUCUUUGGGCUUUGUUAAGUUAGCUAAAUCCAGGAAUGAUGAUUAUUCCCAGAUGAACGGCGUACAGAGGACCAUGAUGACACCGGAUGUAGCAGACUUGGACAGAGUCCCACACACCAUUUUUAUACCGGCUGCCCUGAAUAAUUCUGUAUCCCCAGAUAUACCGCUGAUGGAAAUGAGUAAAAUCACUCAGUUUCACGUAUUUCACGAACGUAAUGUAUCCGACACUUUUAAAGGCUAUUUCGAAGAUGUAUUUACAACAAUACCGAACAUGCACCGAGGUAAACUAAGGAAUGUAACAUCCGUGCCCCCGGGAAAUGUUGACAGAAUCUACAUUCAGCAGACCCCGCCCCAACCAGGAAAGUCAGAAGACUACUACGAACUCGCUGUCAGGCCUAAGACCCCGACUCGCAGGUUCAAUCUUAUCCACAUGUCAGCCACAUCUGAAGCCGGUCUUCACAAUGCCGUUGAAUCACUAAUGGGCGCCGCUGGUCUUUACGACAUUUUACCCGAUAUGACGGUCAUUGAUGACGCAAGGUUUGGACACCGGGCACUAUCUGUGGACCUUACAAAGAACUUUUUCCCAGUUUCAACAAUCAGAAAACUUCUGAAAUUAAUGAGCACAUACAAACUGAACAAGCUUGAGCUUAACCUUGGCGGGGACCAUGGCUGGAGAUAUCAAGUCAUGGAUUUUCCUGAACUUACCUCAUACGCGUCAAAAAGGUGUGGAGACGGGGACCAAUGCCUGCCUCCAACUUUCGGAGCUGACAGCGACCAACAACUCCCUUCGUCCGGGUUUUAUACUCGACAUGAUUUAGCAAAUAUCCUAUCGUAUGCAUAUUCUUUACACGUUGAUAUUAUUCCAAGAUUCAACUUUCUUGGCGGUAUGCUAGCAGCAAAGAGAGCUUCUCAAAGACGACAUGAUAGUAAUAUACGUGGAAAUCCAACUGUUGCAAACAAAUUUUACUUGAACUCGCCUGUUCCAUCUAUACCCGCAAGUGAAAUUCCCGAAGAUGAAUUAUCCAUCCAGGGUCUGUUAGACCCAUGCCGAGAUCAAACAUUUGCUUUCAUCAACGCCGUUAUUUUAGAAGUAAAUCGAGCGUACAGCAUUGCGAGCGUCCCUUUCAAAAAUUUCCACGCAGGCGGAGAUGGUCUCACUCAGUUCCUCGGAAAGUUCCCGUCUUGCAAGAGAUAUAAAAUUGAAACAUAUGCAAAGGCGUUAUCAACACUGAUUGGCACAAUGCAGACGACACUGUCUUCUGUGAAUGCAGUUCUGCACGUGAACGAAGAGGCAAUAGUUGAUCCGGAAACUAACGAUUGUAUUAAUAUUCCACCAUCAUCGAAGAUGUCACAAAGCAACUUAGUCGCCCACUUCUAUAAGACGUUUCCCGGAAGUCCGGAAGAGUGGAAUUUGACUACAGAACAGCUAGCGUAUAUGGACGGAGAGGUUGUUGACCCGCCAUCAGAAAUGAAUCCAAACGGCACCUAUGACGCCUUGUUGCCCUACAAUGGACAGAAAAAAGAUCGAACUUCCUGGAUUUUCCCGUACCGAUGUGCUAAUAAAGGAUUUAAGAUCGUGCUAAAACCAGAGAACUUUUUCGCCCUUGACCAAGCGUAUGAAUUAGAUUUUGACGAGCCUGGAAACAGGAAAACGAGGCGUUUCCACAUCAUUAAUAUGCAUCGUAUGAUGAUGUAUGAACCUCUGAACCAUUACAUUAAUAUGGACCUCGGAAAAGACGGAUAUACUUUCCUUCAAUACAGAAUGUGUAAACUGCAUAAUUGCGAACCUCUCAUGAAAAAGGAAAAUGUCUUAGGUCUGGCUGCCACACUUGAUACAGCUGUUAUAAGAACAGAAGAAAUGUUGUGGAAAAUGUUGUUGCCAAGAUUAUUUGUUUUUGCCGAAAAGGCUUGGCGGGAAGGCGAGCACGAAAAUAUACUCAGGGCUGAAGACCCAUCUACGUUAGUGGUAGAAGAGAAUUUGGCACACCGAGCCGGUGCUAUUACCAUGGAAAUUGAAAAUAUUAUGAACACUAUUGCCUUCAAAGAGUUCGGGCGUCUAGAUGAUGCUGGAUACGCAUACAGGAUACCGACGUUAGGUGCAAGUAUUCAGUUCGGCAUAUCAUUCUUCAGACCGCCACCUUUCCCUUUGAUGAUUAAAUCUGAUAUACCGCGACAAGAGGUAUACUACCGUGACCUAAAUUCAACGAACCCACAAUGGCAACCUCUAUUCAACGUUGACAGGACUACUGGCAGAAUCGAGGGAGGAUACCUGUUUGACUUCCCGACCUCUAGUCAAAAGAUCGAAGUUCGAGCAAUGUCAGCUGGUAACAGAAAUGGCACGGGUAAACGACCAGGUAGAGCAACUCUUGUUGAAGGAAAACCAGAAUACUAUCUGCCAAGGACUAUACCUAUUGACCUCCGUGAAGGCACUUGUUUACCGAUCGAAGACCAUUGGUUGACUGAGAUGAACAACGUAAGCACCAUACAAUGGCGCAGAAUCUUACAAAACAUUAAUCGUGUUCUCACAGACCGACGUAACUUUAUGAGAGAACGUGAGCUCGCGUUGGAGGCGACUGUCCGGGAUUUUAACCAGAUGAGAGCUGCCGCCGGUGUGAGGUCCAACGUAAAUUUAAUGAUGGUUUUUGAUGAAAUUCGACAAGCUCUAGAAAGAGGACAGAACGUGACGAAUUUACCAUCACCUAAUAUUUUGAAGGAUGUGUAUUUAAAAGACCAAGCAAUACACGAACAAAGAGAACGGCAAAUGGAUGCUUUAUACCGUAGGUGGCAGCAAGAAUAUUUAAGAUGUGAGGCUGGACAAUCUCAAGUUCAACUUCUCCAGGACGUUCCUGUUUUUAACCAAAAUAACCCCGUUGAAGUACCGUCAAGGGGAGGUCAAGGUCAAGGGCAAGGUCUCGAGAGACAGUCUGGAGGCAUAGGAACAGCCGGAGGUGUGCAAAUGGGAUCCAGAAGUAGAAGUUCCGGUGGCAGACCUCAAGCGGGACAGAGCAGAAGUCAAGGAAUGAGUCAAGGGGCAAGUCAAGGCAGAGGUCAAGUCAGAGGUCAAAGUAGAAUGAUGAACCAAGGUCGCUAGGUGCCUUAUUUUCUGAAACUGGUCAUCACUUACAAAGAAAAUUGAUUUUUAUCUGACAAUUGAUAAAUCUUUCUAUAAAUGGCAGGAUAAACUUACAAAUACAUUAUUGAAUAAUUUCAAUUUUCCAGAAGAUUUACAAUAUCUGAAGAAUUUUUUAAACGAACUUUGUGGUUUUCUUUAGAAAAAGCUUGAAAGUCAUAUUGUUAGUAUUUUUACUUUUCUCCAGUAUGUUUAAGACAUGAUUAGUCAGUUUUAUGAUGAAUGAUACAUUUUUAAGACGUCUGCUUAUUCGAUUUCAAAACGGCUUGUGCCUAUGUGCUUAUUCGUGUAAAUAUUGAAUUGUUGUUUUAUUGGGGUAACAAACACAUUGCUUCCACAGGAGCCUAUUUUAAAAGUAAUAAAAAUUUGAAAAAAAAG